Molecule: messenger RNA, 3104 nt
Organism: Oxyura jamaicensis (ruddy duck)
Lineage: Eukaryota; Metazoa; Chordata; Aves; Anseriformes; Anatidae
Gene: TRAF3IP3
Product: TRAF3 interacting protein 3
Exons: 17
Coding region: 668-2392 (574 amino acids)
Source: RefSeq, a predicted model, not a curated record
UUCUCCUCGGCUGCUGAAAUGAACUUUUUUUUUCCCCUUCCAAUCUGCAAGAGGCCUUCAAAUAAUAGCAUUACUGCACUUGGCUAAGUCUGGAUUUCUUUACCCCAAAGCAGCCCGGAGAGAUUCGGUCAGCCGGUGCCACAGGCAGCUCCUUGGACGAGCGCUCAGCCUCCAAGUGUCAGAGAGCGAUAAAGGGAGAUGGCCCGAGAGAUAGCCGCUGGCUCUGCGUGGAGGGAAGCCGCAGCCUUUGGCACCCCGAGAUAACCCGGUCCCCCCGUGCCGGGCGCGCGCACCCCCAGCCUCCCCGCCCGCCAGCAGGACAGGAACCGGGGCUGCGGCUUCAACGUUUCCUGUUUGACAGAAAGAAAAAGGGCGAGGGAGCAGCACCGUGAAGUCGCUGGCACCACGAUGACAGCGGCAGUGCAUUUGCACCCCACAGCCCCACAUUCGCCCUGCUGCUCCUUGGCGGACGAGUAGGAGCCAGCAAGAAACGUUAACAACUUGGAAAGCAAAGAUAGAGGACACGUUUGUUAAUUAAGAGAGGGUGAUUUGGGGUAACAGAAGAAGGAAAUAAAGUAUUAGCUUGUCAAGAAGGCCUCAACAGUUUGCUCAGCUUGGGGACGGAGGCCGCAGGGCUGUGGUGGUGGCCUGGCAGCACAGCCCCAGCAUGAUCAGUCCUCCAGAGCGGGCCCGGCCGCGGCGCACGGGCGAGAGCUACGAGGAGAAGUGCGAGCGGCGGCACGAGACGCGUGAGGCCUUGCGGCGGCGGAGCCACCCGCCGAGCUGUCGCCGGCCCGGGCGGGCAGCAGAGGAGCUGCCUCAGAGCCCACGGCAACGCGAGUUCCUCCGGAGGAGAAACCUGUCCAGCACCACGGUGGGGGCUCCCGGGGGCCUCCAUGUGCGGGGGGACCCCAGCCCCCCCGGCCUGCUGCAGCGCCCAUGGAGCCAUCCCGCGUACCCCCCUGUGCUCUCCCCGCUCGACCUCGGCAGCCCCCUUGACGUUUCAGCAGAAGCCACCCCUGGGCCACGUAUCUCCACAAACACCCGAGGAACUCAGACGCUCACAAGUGCAGGGGUGAAAGACUCGAGCCAGCAGACAGACUGUGGAACAGCAGUUUUAAAUAAGGAAAUCAUACAGCUGUCCAGCUACCUGAAGGAGGCCCUGCACCGUGAGCUGCUGCUGAAGCAGAAGAUGGUGAUCCUGCAGGAGCUGCUUUCCACGCUGCUGCAAGCCUCUGAAAAAUCCUGGCAGGGUCAGCUGAACGAAGACAAACUGAAGUGCAGACUAAGGGCCCUUGAAAAUCAGCUGCAGGCUUGCACCCAGAGUUACCCAAAGGAGUGCGUGAAGAAGAUCCUGAUAGAGAUGGAGGACCAGAAGCAGACCUAUGAGCAGAAGGCAAAGGCAGCGCUUCAGAAGAUGCUCGAGGACAAACUCCAAGCAGAGCAGCAGCUGCAAAACUCUCAGAGAUGCUUGGAGGUGACAAGGGAGGACCUGGCCCUCUGGAAAGUGCACUACACCACGCUCAAAGCCGAGUGGACCCAGAUGACCAAGACACAGAAUGAGCUCGAGAGCAACCUCCACGUUCUGCAAAGCAAACUGCAACACACGGCGGCACAGAACGAGCAGCUCCAGCAGGCCCUGGACCGCCUGCAGCAGGAACACGCCGAGCUCCAGCAGCGUGCCAGCGCCCUGCAGGAGGACAACCAGCUCCAAGCCGAGCACAUCAGCACCAUCGAAGGUAAACUGCAAAAAGAACAAAAUCAGAAGGUAACGUUACAAAGCCAGAAGCUAUCCUUGGAGGCAACGAUCAGCCACUUGCACAACCUGAUGCAGAACCAGACCAACGAGCGGAAAAUGCAGGAAGCGAUGGUGCAGAGGAAAGAUCAGGUUUUCAUCACCCAGAGCCCACCUCUCACUCCUGCCAAGGAAACACAAAAUGCUCUGUUAAAGCACCCUGAGGAGGAGGCAGAAGAAAGCCUGAAGGCUGAGAUACAGAAAAGGACAUCCCAGCUUACAGCAAAGGAGAAUGAGGUAUAUGUGGGCACACAGGUGGCAGAAGUCAAAAUCCCCCAUCACCAGGCUGCCCGUGCACAGGCGAAGAGCCACAGCUGCUGCGGGAGCCCUGCCGGUCUCGGUGUGCCCGGCCCCGCGGGGCUCGCUCCUGCUAACGCCCCCGCUAACGUCCCCUUGCAGUGCCAGGAGCUGCGCGCUGAGCUGGAGGCCCUGAGCGAGGAGUACCGCUCCUGCCUGACCAGGCUGCACCAGUGCCGGGACGAGCUCAACCACGUCCAGAGCAAGCCGGCAAAGAGACAGCGUGGUAACUGGCUCCCUCUUCUGCUGGCAGUGAUAGCAAUGGCCAUGGCCGCCUUCCUCGCAAACUACCAACCAUGAGGCACCUUCUAAACAACUUCUGUUCAGAACUGACUUCUGCUUCACCAGCAGCAAUGAGCAAUGCACCUUCUGCUGCUCUUGUACUUAACCUGGUUCAUAUCCUGGGCUGGUCUCACUCCAGGCAAACUGACACGGCUCCAAUAAACACAGGGAGAUUGACCCUUCCCUUCACUGCUUUGGUUCUUCUUCUUCAGCUCAAGAUUGCGCUGCCCAGUUCCUGCCCUGAGGGACAAAACCACUCAACCUGACACUCAAACAGCUCAUGGGGGGUGGGAGAGACAGGGCAGCAGGGACCCGUUGUCCCAUGUGUUUGGGAACCGUGUAUGUAUGUUUAGAGGAAUACUCAAUCCCCUUCACUUAUUGGCUCUGUCCAAGGGAAACACAGAACCCUGGACCAUUUUUUAAUGCUAUCUGACAAAGAACUGGUGCUCAGAGGGGCUUUCUGUAUCACCCCCAUGAACAACCCAUCCCAAGCAGCCUCCCCACCACCUGCCCGCCUGGCCCAAGUUCAGCCACCAUUCCUCCAGCCUGCCAGCAGCUGGUCUCAUGGCAGCAUCCCCGCAGCUGUGUCUGUUUCCUUCACGGUCAGCAGCACAUUAAUUCAAGAGACAGUGAUUUUAUCCCCUUUCGGAGCUGUACAGCCAGUUUUAUGGCAGCACCCAUCCCUUGUUCAAGUGCAGGCUCAGCUAUGAGGUGUGUGACACCACAUCGU